This is a messenger RNA of Glarea lozoyensis ATCC 20868, 687 nucleotides long. RefSeq names its product NAD(P)-binding Rossmann-fold containing protein. The record is from RefSeq and is a predicted model, not a curated record. NCBI's taxonomy places the organism in Eukaryota, Fungi, Ascomycota, Leotiomycetes, Helotiales, Helotiaceae. The coding region runs from base 1 to 687 and encodes 228 amino acids. The transcript has a single exon.
AUGUCCUCUCCGGGGCCAUUAUUCAUCGUUGGAACAGGACCCAUGAUCGGCUCCGAAAUCCCCAAACUCUUCGCCAGCAAAACAUUCACCCAAAUCGCCCUAUUCGCCCGCACAACCGCCACUCUCACAGCAGCAAAAGACAAAAUCACCGCCGCAGCACCUUCAGCAACCAUCAAACUCUACACCGCCGACGUAACCGACUCCCCGAACCUCACCAAAGCCCUCGAACAAGCAGUCACCGACCUCGGAAAACCAGAAGUCGUAGUCUUCAACGCCGCGCGCAUCAACUACGGCAUGUUCGACACCUACACGGAGGCCGACAUCCUGCUCGACUUCCAGAUCCCGAAUCUCGGCCUCUAUACCACGGCCAAAGUGCUACUGCCUUACCUGCGUAGUCUGGCGAAGGAAAAGGAAAACGCGCAUCCAUGUCUCUUUGUCACGUCGUCGCCGCUCAUGCAUCGUCCUGUCGCGCCGGUGUUCUCGCUUAGCAUGGCGAAGACCGCGCAGGCUAGUCUGACGAAGACGUUGGCGGAGAUGAAUAAGGAGGUGCAUGUUGCGGUUGUGAGUGUGGAUGGGCCUGUUACUUUUGAUGAGCCGGUUAAUAAUCCGGUGAGUACGGCGAAGAUGUUUUGGGAGGCCUGGGAGGGGAAGAAAGAGGAGUGGAAGUUUGAGUAUGUGGUGGUAUGA